Molecule: messenger RNA, 927 nt
Organism: Ostrea edulis (European flat oyster)
Lineage: Eukaryota; Metazoa; Mollusca; Bivalvia; Ostreida; Ostreidae
Product: laminin subunit gamma-1-like
Exons: 6
Coding region: 1-927 (308 amino acids)
Molecular function (GO): scavenger receptor activity
Source: RefSeq, a predicted model, not a curated record
AUGUCGUUCACAUAUCUACUGUGUUUUGGACUCCUCAUUCUGAAGACUGAGGGUUUAGUAAAUCUAGCCCAGUUAACGCCAUACAGGGGCACCCCAUCACAAAGCUCAACAUAUCCUGGUAAUCCCUGGACUGCAGAUAAAGCGGUGGACGGUCAUCUGGAAGUUAACAGAGAUGAGACUACGUGUAGUUUUACACAGAAUUAUAGGUUUAAUGAAGCAUGGUGGAAAUUCCCUUUACUGAUCGAUUCCAACGUGGCUUACUUGGAGAUUCAGUUUAGACAAGGAAGUGUUCACAGUCAAACCGGGUUUUCUGUGUAUGUAUUCAAUGACACGUCGUACACUCCACCUUCUAUUGAUGGACUUCUAUUUUCACACGAUCCAGCGACAUGUCCUAAUCAGCUGAUGAAUGUUACCGUCAAUAGAGUAACAAGAGGCAUAGCUCUAUACAACUCUAGAAAAUCCCCUCUACAGACCAGCUGUACGAAUUAUAACAGAGAUCAUGCGACCAUUGAAAUUUGUGAAGUCCGUGUUAUGGGAUGUCAAGCUAAACACUACGGACCAAACUGCACCUUCUGUGAUCGGAAAUGUUUAGAUAACCAAUGUGACGCUUUUGAUGGUUCAUGCAUUUAUGGUUGUAAAAAUCCGACCAUGAAACCACCACAUUGCAACGUUCCAGAAUGCCUAGAUGGUUAUUUCGGCACACCGUGUAGGAAAUGUGGUAACUGCUUAAACCAAGCACCAUGUGACAAGAACACUGGGGAAUGUCAGAGAUGUAAACAACACUGGGAAUUACCACACUGUUCUGUGUGUGAAGACGGGUUCUACGACUUGAAUUGUUCCCAAUCAUGCGGACAUUGUGAGGCAGGAACGAUAUGUGAGAAAGUGAAAGGGGGAGUGCCCAAGAGGAUGUCAAGGUCACUGGAUUAG